AUUAUCAGAACAAUACAAAACCUGCACAUAGCCACCAAGUACAAAUAGUUCCAUUAGGAGAAAAGAAAAGGGCAUAGAGUUCAAAAGACUUUUAGCAAAUGGGAAGUCUUCAAACAAAAGAUCAUAAAAGCAAUCCAAAUGCAAAAGUUAUUGAAGGAUUGAAGUAUAAAGUAAGGCUUCUUCAAGAAGAGGUGAGUGAAAUAACGCGCAUAAGGGAAAAUGAGAGUCAAGUUUACCAGCAAGAAAUGAUUAUUUUUGCUUUGAAAGAGGCAGAGUGGAAGCAAGAAAAGAAGAAACUUAAAGAAGAAGUGAAUAAGUUGAAGAAGAAAUUGGAAGAUCAUAAAGAAGAAGAGAAGUUUAAAGGAGUGGAAAAUCAAGAAGUGGUAAGUGAAAAAUGUGAUAAUAAAGAGUGUCAUAUGUUGGUGAGAAAUUCAUUAUUGGAGCAAAUUAGAGAAGAGCAAGUUAGAAGAGAUGAGGCUAUUGAGAAGUGGAAAAAUCUCUAUUUUGUCAUUAAAAAUGAGCUUGAUGAACUUAUUCAAAGGACAAAUCAAGGAGAAAGACUCUGCUGGAGAAGAGAGGAAGUGGAAUUACUAGAGGAUCUACAUAUGGAGUUGAAAGCAAAAGAAGAAGCCAUUGCAUAUUUAAAAGAAAAAAUUGCUUCAAUGGAGGAACAAGAACUAAAGAGGGAGAGGGACAUUGAUAUUUUGAGGCAAAGUUUGAAAAUUAUGAGCUACAACAAAAAAGUUUCAAGCCUUUCUAAAGGUUUUUACAAAAACUAGAAUUUAUAAACUCAUGCCAGAAAAGAAGAAUUUGCAAGUAAAGAUCAUAGAAAUACCAAUGUUUCUUUGGUUCCAUUUAGUAUUAAGUUGCUUCACAUAAUAGCUUCUCAUGAUAUGUUCUUCUCAAUAACAUUGUUACUUGUUAACUUCACAUACCCGUCUAGUAUACUGUGAUUAAUUUAUGACCA
Messenger RNA from Lycium ferocissimum, 967 nucleotides. RefSeq lists its product as uncharacterized. NCBI's taxonomy places the organism in Eukaryota, Viridiplantae, Streptophyta, Magnoliopsida, Solanales, Solanaceae. The coding region runs from base 99 to 779 and encodes 226 amino acids. The record is from RefSeq and is a predicted model, not a curated record. The transcript has 2 exons.